Molecule: messenger RNA, 1636 nt
Organism: Erigeron canadensis
Lineage: Eukaryota; Viridiplantae; Streptophyta; Magnoliopsida; Asterales; Asteraceae
Product: transaldolase
Exons: 13
Coding region: 56-1261 (401 amino acids)
Biological process (GO): carbohydrate metabolic process; pentose-phosphate shunt
Cellular component (GO): cytoplasm; intracellular anatomical structure
Molecular function (GO): transaldolase activity
Source: RefSeq, a predicted model, not a curated record
AAAAUUAUCAUCUUCCCCAAAAAAACAUUUUUCAGAUCAGAGUAAAAAAUAGAAAAUGUCUGCUACUUUAUUCUACACUACUUCACUCACCUCUUCCUCUUCAAUCCUUCUUCAGGACAGGAGAAAAAGUGGAUUUCAAGUAAGAUGUGAGUUAUUUCCGGUAACUGGGUUAAAUAUAAAGAAAUCAUGUAGUAAAAUCCGAGCGUCAUUUACUGAUUUUUCUGCUGCUUCACCUAACAUCGGUGGAAAGACUGAAUUAGAUGCUUUGUCACGCUAUAGUCAAGCUGUUCCGGAUACCGUUGUCUUCGAUGAUUUCGAGAGGUUUCCUCCUACUGCUGCCACUGUUAGUUCAGCUCUUCUAUUAGGAAUUUGCAGCCUCCCAGAUACAGCUUUUAAGGGUGCUGUGGAUACUGCAUUGGCUGAUAAGGCGUGUUAUGGUCUAGAGACCCCAAAUGCUCGAAUGACAUGUUUUGUUAAUAAGGCUUUAGUAAAUGUUGGUGCCGAGCUAUCAAAGCUAGUGCCUGGUCGUGUUUCAACUGAAGUGGAUGCCCGCCUUGCAUAUGACACACACGCCAUUGUUGGGAAGGUGGAAAACCUGUUGCAAUUGUACAACGGUAUUGGUAUUUCUGCAGAGCGUUUGCUAUUCAAAAUUCCGUCAACUUGGCAAGGAAUCGAGGCAGCAAGAUUGUUGGAGUCUGAGGGUAUACAAACACACAUGACUUUUGUGUACAGCUUUUCUCAAGCUGCGGCUGCUGCUCAAGCUGGUGCUUCUGUUAUUCAAAUUUUUGUCGGACGCCUUAGGGAUUGGGCACGCACCCACAGUGGUGAUCCUGAGAUAGAAGCUGCUCUUAAAAGAGGAGAAGAUCCGGGAUUGGCUUUGGUUACAAAAGCUUACAACUAUAUUCACAAAUACGGACAUAAAUCAAAAUUGAUGGUUGCCUCAAUCCGCAACAAACAGGAUGUGUUCAAUGUUUUAGGGGUUGAUUAUAUCAUCACUCCUUUGAAGAUCUUGCAGGCUCUUAAAGAUUCCGUGACUCCUGAUGACGAUAAGUAUACAUUUGUCAAAAGGCUAUCCUCAGAAUCAGCUGCUGCCUAUAACUUUACUGAGGAAGAGCUAGUAAAGUGGGACCAGCGUAGCUUUGCUGCGGCAAUGGGGCCUGCAGCAUUGGAACUCCUUGCAUCUGGGAUGGAUGGUUAUUCCAACCAAGCAAUGAGGGUGGAAGAACUUUUUGGAAAGAUAUGGCCACCACCAAACGUUUGAACCAUAUGAUCAAAUCAGAAGUUUCUCACCUCAAUCUCGUGUGCUGUUUACGCUUUGUAAUCCACAUUUCAAAACGACACUAGUAGUAUUUAAUCAUGUAGCACUUUGACUCUUUUGGCAUCCAUGUUUUCGAAGAUGAUAGUGAGACGAGACUGUCAAUGAUAAACCAUGUUCUUUUAACUUAUGGGUUGGACGUCUAAUGUUCGGAAGCAGGAUUGGUUAAGUUCUGAAUAAGUUUAUUAUAGAUGCAAAUAGAUGGUGCAGGUAAUUGGGGAGAGCAACAAUAUUUUUGUUUUGUACAUGUAUGUAUAACUAGUAACUAGUUGAUGAUAUGUGACUGAUAACUAAUAUUUUAAUAAGAGAACCAUUUUGUAA